CCCAUACUCCAAACUACAAGUAAAAUAUCAAUUUGACUUAAUUAAUAUAGGCUUAAUACAUCAGAAGACCCCUAGAAUUGUAAAGGGAAUCAAAUUCAGGGCCUGGAAAAUUUUGCAUCAAAUUGAGUCCCUAGGAAUUUUUUUUUUUAAUUCAAUUAAGGACAAAGUGUGUCUGAUGCUGAAGUGGCUUCAAUUUUAGCCUACUCAGCUUUUCCACGUGGCAUUUUAAAUUUUUUUAAAUUGAAAAAAUUCUAAAACCUAAUCUUUUAAAUCCAACUCAUAUAUUAAAGCAUAAAUAAAAAAUAAAAAAACUUAAUAAAAACCUAAAUCUAAAUAAAAAAAACCUAAUCUAAUAAAAUACCCUCUCCUCAUAUAAAAAAACCUAACCUAACAAAAUCUAAUAUAAAAAAAACCUAAUCAUCUUCUGGAACCUUCCUCCUCCACUUUCUCCUAAUCAAAAUUCAAUUGAACCCGAAACCCCUCGUGUCCCUUUCCCCUACCUUGUAAUGCUACCCAGAUUGAAGCUCUGAGAGAGGAAGAAGAUUCUGGGAUGGAGGCUUUGAAACAGAGAAACGCAACAACGCAUCAUUCGGAUACAAACCCUCAAAAAGGCAACGACAUCUCCUGGACCUUCCAAGCCACCCCAAUCUUCCUAGCCCAGAAGGGUUUCGCUUGCUUCGCCCUCGACCUUCAAGGCCACGACCACUCCGGCGGCCUCAAAGCCUUCGUCCCCGACGUUGACCUCGCCGUUGACGAUUGCCUCUCCUUCUUCACCUCCAUCAAAAACCUCCCUCGCUUCAACGACUUGCCCUGCUUCCUCUACGGCGAGUCAAUGGCUAGCGCGAUUUGCCUCCUCAUCCACUUCGCUUACCCGAAAGGGUUCCAAGGUGCGAUAUUGGUGGCACCCAUGUGUAGAAUCUCCGAUAAGGUUAGACCCAGAUGGCCGAUUCCUCAUAUCCUCACUUUCCUUGCGAGAUUGUUCCCUACUCUCCCUAUUGUUCCCACCCCAUAUCUUCUGUACAAGUCUGUGAAGGUGGAUCACAAGAAGGUGAUUGCUGCGAUGAACUUGUUGAGGUAUAGGAGAAAACCCAAGUUGGGGACUGUGGUGGAGCUGCUGAGAAUCACUGAUGUGUUGAGCAAGAAGCUCUGUUCUUAUUAG
Molecule: messenger RNA, 1159 nt
Organism: Lotus japonicus
Lineage: Eukaryota; Viridiplantae; Streptophyta; Magnoliopsida; Fabales; Fabaceae
Product: caffeoylshikimate esterase-like
Exons: 1
Coding region: 551-1159 (202 amino acids)
Cellular component (GO): membrane
Molecular function (GO): lipase activity
Source: RefSeq, a predicted model, not a curated record